Messenger RNA from Cryphonectria parasitica EP155, 1893 nucleotides. RefSeq lists its product as uncharacterized. Gene Ontology annotation, biological process: transmembrane transport. The transcript has 5 exons. Bases 1 to 1893 code for a protein of 630 amino acids. Gene Ontology annotation, molecular function: transmembrane transporter activity. The record is from RefSeq and is a predicted model, not a curated record. NCBI's taxonomy places the organism in Eukaryota, Fungi, Ascomycota, Sordariomycetes, Diaporthales, Cryphonectriaceae.
AUGGCUGCUGGUCACACAACAUCAGCCAGCCGGAGCAGCGGCGCAACCGUCGACCAGGAGAAAAAACUGCCCACAACAAGUGACUCGGACAGUCUGAGCUCAGCGAGCUAUGAGUCCCUGGUCGCCAUGAAUGCGACGCGCGGCAGCAAUGCGCAGGGCGGCAGCGCACAGGGGAUGAAGAAGAAGACGACGACCUCUGCCGCAGGAGACCCAGAAUCGACCGCAGCAGCAGCAGCAGAGUCUCAGGACCCGCAGAAGCCCGGCGCUGCACCCGAGGACCAGCGCACCAAAUUGCAGACGGCCAUGAUCGUGGCGGCGCUGUGCUCGGCCGUCUUUCUGGCAGCUCUGGAUGUGACAAUUACUACUGUGGCCAUACCGACAAUUUCUGCGGAUUUCAAUUCGUCUGCCGGCUACACGUGGAUCGGAAGUGCUUAUCUUCUGGCCAAUGCGGCUGCAGCGCCCUCCUGGGGCAAGAUAUCCGAUAUCUUUGGAAGGAAGCCGGUCCUGCUGGCGGCAGUGUCGGUCUUCUGGAUUGGCUCUCUCAUCUGUGGUCUUAGUCACAAUAUGGCCAUGCUUAUUACUGGCCGUGCGAUUCAGGGCAUAGGGGGUGGUGGAUCUUUGAUCUUGGUGAAUAUUUGUAUCAGCGAUAUGUUCUCAGUCAGGAAGAGAGGCGUCUAUCUGGGUUUCGUCGGGCUUGUAUGGGCUGUUGCUGGUGGCUUUGGACCUGUUCUGGGUGGCGUCUUCACGACAAAGGCUACAUGGAAGUGGUGCUUCUACAUCAACCUGCCUGUCGCCGGCCUGGCUCUGGUCAUUCUCUACUGCACCCUCAAAGUGCACAACCCCCGAACACCCAUCAAGCAAGGGCUGGCAGCUGUCGACUGGCUCGGCUCCCUCACCAUUGUCGGUGGAACUUUGAUGUUCCUGCUGGGCUUAGAGCUGGCGGGUGGCACUUACAAGUGGCAGUCAGCCACCGUCAUCUGCCUCCUCGUGUUCGGUGUGGUGAUUGCCAGCACGUGCGUCCUCGUCGAGGUGUAUGUUGCCAAGUAUCCUAUCAUCCCCGUGCGCAUCUUCAAAGACCCUCGGAACCUGGCCUUGCUUGGUCUGUGCGCCUGUCACGGCUUCGUCUUCAUCUCAGUGAGCUACUACAUGCCGCUGUAUUUCCAGGGUGUCCUCGGCGCCAACGCUCUCCUGUCUGGCGUCUACGUCCUGCCCUUCACCUUUGUCCUCGGCUGCAUGUCUGCCCUGGCAGGUUUUGUCAUCAAAAAGACGGGCAAAUACCUUCCGCCCAUCAUCGGCGGCUUUGCCCUCAUGACUCUGGGUUACGGCCUCCUCAUCGACCUGGACGACUACCCGAACUGGCCCAAGAUCAUCCUGUUCCAGAUCGUGCUCGGCCUCGGCGUCGGCCCCAAUUUCCAGUCGCCCCUCAUUGCUCUGCAGAGCGCUGUGCAGCCCAGGGAGAUCGCCAGCGCCACGGGCACCUACAUGUUCGUGCGCCAGCUGUCGACCUCCAUCUCGAUUGUGGUUGGCGGCGUGCUCUUUGACAACGCGAUGGAGAAGCAGUACACCACGCUCAAGAAUGAGCUAGGCCAGCAGACGGCGGAUCUGCUGACGGGCGACAAUGCGGCAUCGAGCGUGGGCCAGGUGGCAGCUCUGUCCGAGCCGGCGAGGGGAAUUGCGCAGGCUGCUUACUGGCAGGCUCUACAGAAGAUGUUUAUCUUCUACGUCGCAUUUGCUGGACUCGGCCUGAUUAUCAGCUUCUUUGUCGGCGGAAGGACGCUGAGCAAAGAGCACACCGAACAUAAGACGGGGUUGACUACCCUGCAGCCAAGCAAGAAGCGUGCCGAUGACGAGGAGAAGAGGACGGUUGAUGAGGGCCACAUAAGUGCCCGAUGA